AAAGAAUGUCAGAGGUUCUGAUGGCCUCUAUACUGUCAGCAGUAAAGUGACUGUGGAGAAAGGACAGAGCUACAGCUUCACCUGCAAAGUUCAACAGAAGAAUAUCAGUCAAAUCAAAGAGACACACAUCCAUGUUUCAGGUGAUCUCUUUAUGGUCCAGUCUAAUACUGCUGUUCACAUUAUCAUCAACUUGGCUGUCUGUUUAAUAAGCAUCGGGACAGCAGUAAUCCUAAUAUGGAAGUGUGGACAAAAGAAAACCAAAAUCAGCAAACAUGAUGAGGACGAAAAUGAACUACAUCAAACAGAGAUGGAGGAAAAAUUACAGAGAGAAUGUGAGGAAAAGAAAAGACUUGAAGAUGAGUUGCAGAACAAGGAGGAAGACUUAAAACAUGUCAGACAAACCAUUGAAAAACUGAUGGAGCAGAAGACAUCUCUGAAGAACCAGAGAACAAACCUCAACACACUACUGCAGGAGGACAAGGCAGAGAUGAAAGUGGUCACGAAAAAAGAGAAAGAAAACCCAUUACUUGACAAAGAGAAAAAAAUGCAAAAGCUUGUGGAUAAAAAAACUGACCUGGAAAAGAGAACAGAAGCACAUGAAGAACUAAUCUGUGCUGAUGGUCAUCUUGCCUGUGGAGCUGCUGUUGAUGUGUCGAUCAUCUUUGAAGAAAUCUGCUAUGUGGGCAAAAGGGGCCAUGAGAAAAAGAGGCGAACUGAGGAUGAAGCUGAGGAGAAAGAGAAAGAGCAGCUGUUGGCAGAAAACAAGAAGUCUGAAGAACUACAGCAGAAAGAGGAAGAGCUGAAAGACCUGGAGGAGCUGGUUAAUAUACUGAUUGACCAGGAAAACGAACUGAACAAAUUAAAAAAUGAACUCAAACAACAAAGGGAUGUGGUGGAUGGUGAGGUGGAGGAUAUUGAAAACAAGCUUCAUGGUGGAGGAGAGUUUUCUUACGGGGAAGAGGCCCUGCUGUCCUGCCGUCUUAAUGGUGCCACUGAGAGAUUAGCGGCGGCCACAUAUUCUUCUGGAACAUCGAGUUUUGGACCCAAGUAA
Pundamilia nyererei is the source of this 1051-nucleotide messenger RNA. The record is from RefSeq and is a predicted model, not a curated record. NCBI's taxonomy places the organism in Eukaryota, Metazoa, Chordata, Actinopteri, Cichliformes, Cichlidae.